Molecule: messenger RNA, 666 nt
Organism: Rasamsonia emersonii CBS 393.64
Lineage: Eukaryota; Fungi; Ascomycota; Eurotiomycetes; Eurotiales; Trichocomaceae
Product: SNF7 family protein
Exons: 5
Coding region: 1-666 (221 amino acids)
Biological process (GO): late endosome to vacuole transport; protein transport; endosome transport via multivesicular body sorting pathway
Cellular component (GO): multivesicular body; ESCRT III complex
Source: RefSeq, a predicted model, not a curated record
AUGAAUAUCGUUGAAUGGGCCUUCGGGAAGCGCAUGACGCCGGCAGAGCGUCUGCGAAAACACCAGCGAGCUUUGGAGCGAACACAACGUGAGCUGGACCGAGAACGGAUCAAGCUCGAGAACCAGGAGAAAAAACUGGUCCAGGACAUCAAAAAGAGCGCGAAGAAUGGCCAGAUUGGCGCUUGCAAGAUCCAGGCGAAAGACCUGGUGCGAACACGAAGAUACAUCCAGAAGUUCUACUCGAUGCGGACGCAACUACAGGCGAUUUCUCUCCGAAUCCAGACGGUCCGGAGUAAUGAGCAAAUGAUGCAGUCCAUGAAGGGCGCUACGAUGCUCCUGGGGAGCAUGAACCGGCAGAUGAAUCUUCCCGCCUUGCAGCGAAUCGCCAUGGAAUUUGAGCGGGAGAACGAAAUUAUGGACGAACGGCAAGAAAUGAUGGAUGAUGCCAUCGAUGAGGCGACUGGGAUUGAAGACGAAGAGGAAAGUGAAGAGAUCGUCAAGGAGGUGCUUGAUGAAAUCGGAGUUGAUCUCAGCCAGGCGCUAGGAGAAACUCCGUCAGGACUUCACAAGGAGGGCGUUGGGGAAGCUAAGGUUGCCCAGGCCGUUGGUGGUGGACAUAAUGACGACGAUGACCUGCAGGCCAGACUGGACAGUCUUCGAAGAUAG